UUUUUUUUUAUGAAUAGAAUGGCAAAGAUUUGAAUAGAAUUCCAGGAAAGCGGACAUAACGUGCGGGAACACGCGAAAAUAGUAGAGAAGAUUAUGUCAGCAAACAACAACCGGACCAAAGCCGAGUUCUUUCUCUCAUCAGUGUCAUCACAAACCUUUCUUCCAUAGCCGAACACGCUCACUUCCCCAGACCAUCUUCCAUAGCCGAAUACGGUUGCAGGCAACGAUGGGUGGAGUGAUAAAGAAGUUUUUCGUUGCGUCAAUGUUUAUGUGGAUUGCUCCUGUUGCAAUUUUGUAUGGUUUUAACCAUAAUUUGCUUCCUGGUUCAACCCAUUUGUCUCCCUAUUCUUUGACACUGGUGAGUGGCUUCCUUGCUGUCAUCUCAGUCAACGUGGUUAUUGCGUUCUAUAUAUACAUGGCAAUGAAGGAACCAUCAGAUAAACAUGAGCCGGACCCUGCAUUCCUUGCUGAAGCCGAAGCUAGUGUCAGUCGGUCCACAAAUCAAGCUGAGGAUUCUUCUCAGUCCGAAAAGAAACAAGAUUAGUUUAAGCUCAAGCCUUUCUCAUGUACCAAAAAGAAGUGAAAAUGUGGAGUGACUAGAUAAUUGUUAAGAUUCCUCGUGAUGAAAUUGUCAUGUUUUAUAUUGCGAAUGUUAUUAGUUUCUUCUCUCUCUCAAUUUUGGUGGCACAUGUGAGAGAGUGGAUAUGAAACACACAUGUCAGUGUAGGCGGUUAGACAACCUAAUAUUUAUUUGAACAAGUGAGUCUUAUAUGAGUUGUCUUACAAGGUGCAACAAA
Alnus glutinosa is the source of this 797-nucleotide messenger RNA. RefSeq lists its product as uncharacterized. NCBI's taxonomy places the organism in Eukaryota, Viridiplantae, Streptophyta, Magnoliopsida, Fagales, Betulaceae. Bases 227 to 544 code for a protein of 105 amino acids. The transcript has 3 exons. Gene Ontology annotation, biological process: vacuolar proton-transporting V-type ATPase complex assembly. Gene Ontology annotation, cellular component: endoplasmic reticulum membrane. The record is from RefSeq and is a predicted model, not a curated record.